AUGUCAGAAGAAGUCUGCAUAAUAGGAGGAGGCGUCAGCGGGAUUGUUAGCUCUAAGAUUGCUAAAGAUCACGGACUAAUUCCUUAUAUCCUAGAUAAAUCUGAAUCCUGGGGAGGAAUAUGAAAAGACUCUCCAAACAGCAUAGGAGUCUGGCGAAAUUUAAUAACCAACACUUCUAAAUACCUUUGCAGCUUUUCUGAUUAUCCCUGGCCUGAAUCUACUCCUACAUACCCAUCUAAUCAAGAAGUUCGGGAUUAUUUUGCAUCCUAUAUAAAUCUGCGUUCAUUAGAAAGCUAUUUUCACUUCAAUUGUAAGGUCAUUUAUGUGGGAAAACAAGAAUCAGGAUACUUGGUAAGGUGGGAAAAUUUAUUGACUAGAGAAAUUUCUGAGAGGCAUUUCCCUUAUGUUAUUGUAGGGACUGGGCUAUUUGCAAAAGAAUAUUUACCAUUUCAGGUCCCUGAAAAUUAUCCUCAAGGAAAAAUCGUCCAUAGUGGACAAUACAGAGAUCCUAGUCUUUAUUCUGGACAAAGAGUAAUUGUGAUAGGUGGGUCUAUGAGUGCUUGUGAUAUAGCUGAAGACCUUCUGCCACAUGCAAGAGAAGUCAUCCAAAUAGUAAAAAACCCUUACAUUCUUUUCAAAAGAUACUAUAAUAACCUCCCAAUUGAUUUUUUCAGUAUGACAAAAUCUGUAUCAAGUUUGACUAAAAAUUUAUCUCAUCAAGAAAAGCUACAAUUAAUGCUAGGUUUUUACGAUAAAGUUACUGAAAACUCCAAAGCCUGCCCCAAUCUUCAUAUAGAUUUUUCGACUAUAAAGUCCCCUUAUGUCGGAAUUACUAACAACUAUAAAGAUCUUGUAGAGCAAGACCGUAUCCAAAUAAUAAAAACAGGAGUUUCCAGCAUCUCAAGCUCAGGAUUAGCCUUAGAUAAUGGAGAAGUAAUAGACGCAGACACCAUUUUCUUAUGCACAGGCUUUGAAUCUGACUUAAGUUUCUUAGAUGCAGAAAUUCAGCAAAAAAUCAGCUAUUCUCCUCAUGAUAAACUUAUCCCUGUCAUUGGGUUUAUGAAUACAAUACACCCAGAACUCCCUGGCCUUGCAUUUUUAGGCAUGCAAAGAGGAAGCUUAAUAGUAAAAUUUGAAAUGCAAGCAGAAUUCGCUAUCAGAUUUUUUAAAAAUCUGGUAAACUUGACAGAGGAAACUAUAAAUUCAGGAAUUCGUUAUGAAUUUGGGGUUAGAAAUGCAAACCCAAGGCCUCAGUUUCCAUACCCUCUUCUUGAAUAUUUAGAUAACAUUGUAAAUUUGAUGGGCUUUAACAAUGCAAACCAAGAUGAAGAUUUAAUUAAUUUCAGGGAAAAUGUCAUAUAUAUACCUCAGUUAUUCCGCCUUGAUAGAGGUGAAGCCCAAGUUUCUCUUGCCAGACAAGUGAUUGCAGAAAUCAAAGAAAAAUUCCAUAUAGAAAACAGCUUAUAUGAAAAAUUUAUGCUUUUUAAUUAUAAAUAAAUUAUUAAAAAAAUACCAAAAAUCCUAGAUUUUUUAGGAAAAUAAUUAUUUGCGAUUAAAAUAAAUAUACAAAUUAACUAAAAAAAUUUAAAAUAA
This is a messenger RNA of Blepharisma stoltei, 1593 nucleotides long. The record is from the annotation of a GenBank genome assembly. Lineage: Eukaryota; Ciliophora; Heterotrichea; Heterotrichida; Blepharismidae.